AUGGCGGUUUUCACAGAUUCUUCAUUUACCAAUGCUGUCACCGUUAACACCUUAUUGGUGGUGGAGCAAAUGGUUUAUGUCUCAGUGCUGAUGCAAACAGUGGACAACUACGCCCUAAAAGUGGUCAAUUUGUACACCUCUGCAUCAAAUCGCUCUACUGAUGUAAAGUAUUAUCUGCUCCAGAAUGGCUGUCCAAACACUGCCCUUGGAAACUUCCUAUUCAAAACUAUAUGGAAUGGACAGUUCACUGAAGCACGAUUUCAAAUGAAAAUGGCCAAGAUUUCUGGCUCAGAUGUUAUUUAUCUAUUUGCAGAUCUUGUGCUGUGUAAUAAUUCCUGUACACCGAACUGCAACAGCCGCUCAACAAUCGAUCAGAGCUAUGAUACAACAGUCAGCAUGCGCCUCCAAUUUGAAAGUCGGGCUUCAGUCAGUAUCUCGUGGACAUUUUCAGAAGUAGCUAUAAAUUUAGAUUUAGUGAGAUUUGAGUUGAAUAAAUUGAGGUUUCUCCAUGAAGUGGGCUUUGAGUUCACUUCUUUUGCCCCUAAUACUUAUGGCAAUCAUGUAACGUUUUCAUCUCAUGGAGUUCCAGAAUACUAUGACAUUGUGAAGUGUGGUGUCGGUGAAGAUUAUGGUGAAGAUUCUUUCACUUCAAACCCAGUUUAA
This is a messenger RNA of Xenopus laevis (African clawed frog), 663 nucleotides long. RefSeq lists its product as uncharacterized. NCBI's taxonomy places the organism in Eukaryota, Metazoa, Chordata, Amphibia, Anura, Pipidae. The coding region runs from base 1 to 663 and encodes 220 amino acids. The record is from RefSeq and is a predicted model, not a curated record. The transcript is spliced from 5 exons.